CCCAACACCCGGCCUGUGGCGUCCAUCGGUUUCGGUUUUGGAGCCUCAAGCUUUGCAUCUCCAACGUUCGCCCCACCCCCGGCGUCCAUCACACAGAAGCCAUCCGUCAUCCCAAGUCCUACCAGGCAGGCCUCGAACAAGCGUCGCCAUGAGCCUGAUGAACAAGAGGAUGAGAAUAUGCUUGCUCGUUCGCCGAGUCCUGAUAGACCCAAGAAGGGCCUUACCAAGCGCAUACGCGUCGAGGGUGUGAAAGCACCCACUGUUUCAAAUCCUAAACCGGCUCCAGAAGCACAGCAAGACACUAUAGACGUUGGAAUGCUCUUGGGUACGCCCCCAUGUUGUCUCAGGCCUUUGUGCGCAUUGCAACUGCUAAUCAAUACCCAUCGUUUAUUAGCUUCGUUACCACCUGCUUCACUCCUUCCUAUCCUCACCUCCUUGAUAACCAAGUACCCUGCAUUGAAGCAAUUAAUCAUACCCCUGAUCCCCCGCCCUACCCUUGACGCUGCUCUUCAAGCCCUCAUUGCUUCCAUCAAGAAAAUUCGGGAUACAUACCCUUACUCACAACAUGCCCCUCUCAAUACAAGCUUUGGAUUUGGCCUAUCAAGCGUUCCAUCUAGUCGUGAUUCAUCACCUGCUAUUGGUUCUUCCUCAGGAAGAACGAGCGGCAUGCGCGAGUCGUAUAUUCAGAAUCGAAUUCGCCUGCCUUUGGCCGAGUUCGCCUCCACGGCUAGCUCAUAUCUGGUUUAUUUCACCUCUUUGCCAAGCGAGACCCAGUCUUCCACGACGCAGCAACCCAACGUCUCGUCCCUUCCGCCCGUCGCCCGCAAUUUAGUAUACGCCGAGUCCAGUGGGCUUCUCAUACGACUUCAUAGAGAAUGGGUUGCUUGGCUUGACCGCAUCGCCGAACACGUUAACCGUUCUGGUGGUAUGUACGGUGAGGAAACCGUUAGAACAUGGGAGAGAGGACUCGAUGAGAUGGUUGCAAGCGAGGAUAGAGAUGUCAAGGAUGGAUUGUCCGUGACAAUUGAUCCAUCUUCCCUGGGACCUGGGGAAGUCAUUCCUCAGCGGCCUCUUCGGACGCUACGAGAUGCCUGGAUUACCAAGGUUGGGUGGUUGAUUGGACGACGAAGCCGUUCCGUUUUGGAUGGUAUGGAUGAAGAUGAAGAAUUGUAAGAAAUUUAGCUUCUCCGCUUCCGCUGUUUAGAUCCACGUAUACCUUUUGUGUGCGGCCUUUGCGGGCUGUCCCUCAAGCUUUCUUCCUUUUCACUUCAUGUACAUUGAUUCAACUCAACCGCACGCCCGUUACAUUCAUAUCAUAUCACAGCAAACCCUCACAACUUGUAGAAAUUUCUCACGUUAACAUGAAAUUUUUAUCAUUGCUUGAUGAUUUAUCUUUAUUUCAAUGACGUUCAAUCUGAUGGUUUCGAAUAUGAGAAUGGGUGGCAGUAUGGGGCAUGGGAAUGGAAUGGCUUGGGAAUCUUGACUAGGCAAGUUGUUUCCAGCAAGCGG
Molecule: messenger RNA, 1509 nt
Organism: Cantharellus anzutake
Lineage: Eukaryota; Fungi; Basidiomycota; Agaricomycetes; Cantharellales; Hydnaceae
Exons: 2
Coding region: 178-1173 (331 amino acids)
Biological process (GO): nuclear protein quality control by the ubiquitin-proteasome system; proteasome localization
Cellular component (GO): nucleus
Source: RefSeq, a predicted model, not a curated record